AUGGCAAAGUGGGUAGAAGAACAUAAGAGAAGUUUAGAAAGUGAACGUGAAGCAAUGAUGAGAGAAAGACAAAAAUUAAAUGGGGAAAAGCAGGGGUAUUCCAAAAUGUGUACACAACUGGAGCAAGAAAAGAAACAAUUGAAAGAAUUGCGGCUGGAGGAACACAGCUGGAUUGAUCGUUUCGAUCAUUUUGCGGAAAUCAAUAGUGUGAGUGAAAAUAGUAAAAAGUCACUUUUCAUUACAUCCCUAAGUUCAGAAGCAUAUGAGCUGUUGAAGAAUUUAUGUGCUCCAUCAUCGCUGUCAACAAAACUCUUCACGGAUCUAGUUAAAAUUAUGAAGGAUCAUCUCAAACCAGCCCCAAGUAUAAUCACUGAAAGAUAUAAAUUUAAAGAAUGUCGACAGUUGCAUGAUCAAGAUGUAAAAUCAUAUGUAACAGCAUUAAAAAAGUUAUCGAUGCACUGUGAUUUCGCUGAGAGUUUAGAAUCAAACAUCCGGGAUCAAUUCGUAUGGGGCCUGAAAAGUGGAGCAAUGAAAAAACGACUAUUGGCAGAGACAAACUUGACGUACACUAGAGCCAUUAAAAUAGCUACAUCGUUGGAGUCAGCAGCGAAAGAUGUCCUAAAGAUGGAAAAUUCCGCAAUACAGAAGUUGGAGCCAACGAAUUUUAAUUAUAUCAAUAGAAAAAGGAAGAACUCGACAAAGUUUAACAGGAAGUGUUUCUGUUGCGGUAUAGAUAAUCACGUAUUAAGUGAAUGCAGAUAUGGUAAUAAGAAAAAGAAUUUUAUGUCUCACAAUGCAGAAGGUCAAAUUUAUAUUGAAGAUUUAGAUUUAUCGGGUGAUUUGGAGAAAUUGUUCUGUGUGGAUGAAUGCAACGAUAUUAAAGCCAGUAAAGAUAGUUUAAGUUCUAAUAAUAUAUUGUAUCAGGGAGAUAGAAUGAAACCAUUGGGAACUAUUAAUGUUAAGGUUGAUGUGUGUGGUAAUGAAUAUAAUUUAAAACUAUUUGUAUCUAAUGAAGAGGGAAAGAGAGUAAAAAUAGUCAAGGAAUUUCAAGCUGUUUUCUCGGAGACAUUAGGAAAAGAUAAUAAGAAAACGUUCAAGUUGGAAUUAAAAGAUGAUGUCACACCAGUUUGCUGCAAACCUAGACCUCUGCCUUAUUUCCUGAAAGAGAAGGUAGAAUUAGAAAUUAAACGUUUGGUUAAUAUGAACAUUUUAAAUCCUGUAACUAAUAGUGAAUGGGCCACUCUAAUAGUUCCUGUUAUGAAAAGCAACGGUCAAAUUAGAAUUUGUGGGAAUUAUAAUAUCACAUUGAACCCAAAUUUAAAAAAGAACAAACAUCCAAUACCGCGAGUUAUGGAUUUAUUUGCAAAUUUUAAAGAAGCGACUUGUUUCUUAAAGAUAGACUUAGACACUCCAGGAUUAUUCCAAGCAGAGUUAGAAAAUGUUCUUAUGAGCAUUGAGGGGAUAGCUAUUUUCUAUGAUGAUAUCGUGAUUUGGGGAGAAACACCAGAAAUGCACGAGAAACGUUUAAAGUCAGCUUUAGAGAGGCUUAAAGAUUGUGGGUUAACGGUUAAGGCAGAAAAAUGUCAAUUGUACGCGCAAGAAGUAGAGUUUUUAGGAUAUACGUUGAGUGAAGACGGCGUGGGAAUUUCGGAUAAUAUAACAAGUGCAAUUAAAAAGAUACCCGUUCCUAAAAAUCAAACAGAUUUACGCUCUUUCCUAGGAAUGCGAAAAGAACACCAAGUCGCAUUUGAUAGGGUUAAGGCAUGUUUACGUUCGCACGAGGUUUUAACGCAUUACGAUCCAUCGUUGUCAGUCAAGGUUACCUGUGAUGCAUCUCCUUAUGGAGUUGGUGCAGUUAUUGCUCAUGUGGUGGAAAAGGAGGAGAGACCAAUCGCUUUUGCGUCACGGGAGUCGACAAUAAAACAGCUAAGUUUCUUUCAAGAAUGUGUAGCAGUAAUAAAAAGUCCUAGUUUGGAGCCGUACUUGAAAAGAAAUGAUUCCAGUUGUUCUCGUGUUUAA
Messenger RNA from Microplitis mediator, 2019 nucleotides. RefSeq lists its product as uncharacterized. The record is from RefSeq and is a predicted model, not a curated record. The coding region runs from base 1 to 2019 and encodes 672 amino acids. Lineage: Eukaryota; Metazoa; Arthropoda; Insecta; Hymenoptera; Braconidae. The transcript has 8 exons.